Molecule: messenger RNA, 988 nt
Organism: Capsicum annuum
Lineage: Eukaryota; Viridiplantae; Streptophyta; Magnoliopsida; Solanales; Solanaceae
Exons: 3
Coding region: 111-839 (242 amino acids)
Source: RefSeq, a predicted model, not a curated record
CUUCUUCCAACUACCUCAUGAUUAUUGUCACAUUCCUUUUUCUUCCCUCUUAUAAAUAUCACCCUUAUAACUAUUUUUCACCACAUUGAUCAUCACAUAAAAAUUAAAAGAUGGUUAGAACUAGAAUGCCAAAUUUUUGCCUAAAUAGAAUUAGGCCUCAUGUUCAUCAAAUUCGUUCACCACCUAUAAUACAAGCCACCAAAAACAAUAUUAUUAAUGAAGAAAAAAAUAAUCCUUCAUUAGCCAUGCCGGCGCCGAUGGGAGAAGUUUCUGGUGACGUGGCAAAACCGACACCGUUGAUUGGUCGAAAAAUCAUGAUUUUAGUUGAUUCAAGUGUUGAAGCUAAAAAUGCAUUGCAAUGGGCAUUAACUCAUACCGUUCAAAGCCAUGAUGUGCUUGUUCUUCUUUAUGUUACUAAACCUAAUUCUUCUAAACAAGAUGAGGAUCCUAAGAAGGAAAUUAAUCCAAGAAUUUUUGAAUUUCUUGCUUCUAUGAAGAAUACUUGCAAGCUGAAAAGACCUGAGGUCCAAGUGGAAGUAACAGUCGCACAAGGCAAAGAAAAAGGUCCAAUAAUAGUAAACGAGGCGAAGAAACAUGACGUGGCACUUCUAAUAUUAGGUCAGAAGAAAAGAUCGAUGACGUGGCGGCUGAUAAUGAUGUGGGCCAGCAAUCGGGUGGUUGGCGGUGGUGGCAGUGGCGGUAACGGUGGUGGAGGGGUGGUGGAAUAUUGUAUUCAGAAUGCUAGUUGUAUGGCAAUUGCAGUAAGGAGAAAAAGCAAGAAACUUGGUGGAUACUUAAUUACUACCAAAAGACAAAAGGAUUUUUGGCUUUUGGCUUAAUUAAUUUGGUUAUAAAUAUUUGAUUAAAUUGAAGAUUUAUCUUAGUUCAUUAUGUGUUUUCUCUUGUAAAUUACUAGUAAUUAUAGUAAGUUAUAUGGAUUGGAAAGUUAAAUGGAAAAGUUAGUGAGUCAAAAGAUAAUUGAGCAAUG